Messenger RNA from Mercenaria mercenaria, 2220 nucleotides. RefSeq lists its product as uncharacterized. Gene Ontology annotation, biological process: positive regulation of DNA-templated transcription. The transcript has 2 exons. Lineage: Eukaryota; Metazoa; Mollusca; Bivalvia; Venerida; Veneridae. Bases 150 to 2024 code for a protein of 624 amino acids. Gene Ontology annotation, cellular component: nucleoplasm; chromatin. Gene Ontology annotation, molecular function: ubiquitin-protein transferase activity; zinc ion binding. The record is from RefSeq and is a predicted model, not a curated record.
UUUACUUGGUAACUUAGUGCAUUGCAUUGUUUUGUCUUACUAUCGAAUAUAUGCGUGGUAAAUGCAGUGCCAUAAUAUAUUUGUAAUCAAAUGAAAACAUAACUUAAAAAAGGAAUUAUUACGUUUGGACCUUGUACAAUACUAUCCAAAUGGCGGCAGGUGGCAGUUUUUCCAGAACGUUGGAGUUUGGACAUGAACCAAUAUAUGACUUUCCAUGUUCAUUAUGUGAGGAAGAAGGAACAUCCAUGGAAGCUGCUAGAUAUUGUGAGGAAUGUUUUGUUUUCCUUUGCGACUCGUGUGUCAAGAAUCAUAACAAAUUUCCACUGCAUAGGAGACAUCAAUUGUUGGACCAAAGCCAGUUUGCGGUAGUGACCCAAUCUAACCUCGUUUCAUUUCCAACGAAGCGAUGUUUGAAGCAUCCUGGAGAAAUCGUAAACAUUUACUGUGGGGACCAUGAUAUCAUCUGCUGUAGCUCGUGCAAGGUUCUCGAGCACAGCAACUGUGCUAACACCAUGCAUUUGAUAGAUGCGGCAAAGGGUAUAAAGAAAAGCAAAGAAUACCAAAAUAUCACACAAGAAAUCCAUGCUCUCCUCAACGAUGCCGGUAGAGUUCUUGCAGACCGAAGAGCUGAUAUUUCUCGUAUCGAGACUGAAAAACAAAAUGUUAAGCACACUAUUGCUGAUCUUAAAAAGAAUGUCAAUGCGUACUUUGAUGACCUGGAGCAAAAAUGUCUGCAAGAGUUAAACAAUAAAGCGGACAAUAUCGUAAUUGGUUGCAAACAAGACGCAAAAGAUCUAAGUAUCAUGAAAACAAAAGCUGAAGACAUUCGGAAACAGCUCGAUUUAUUCAAGGGAGAUAAUGAAUGUGAUCUCUUCGCACAAGUCAAAAUGGGCAAGCAGUUCAUAAGUAAUGCUAGGCAGAAGAUUCUUAAUAUCUCGAAGACAGUACAGAAAAAUGCUAUUUACUUUAAAAUAAGCCCGAAAAUCGAGCGACUCCUUUGCUCAGUUGAAGUGUUGGGCACUAUUACAGAUACACCCAUGGACGCAAGUCAACUUUUAACAGUAGACAAAGACACGGAUGUGAGUCAGCCACAUCCAUCUAGGAUACACUCACAGACGUCUUUGGAGAAUCGCGAUCCUCUCCCUAAAUACAAAACACCGCCAUAUGGUCAAGUUGGUAUAAAGGAGAAAACUGACUCUAAUGUCUGUGAUAUAACAGGCAUCUGUCAGUUACCAGACGGAACUAUCCUUAUUGUUGAUUAUAACAACAGAAAGCUGAAGAGGCUGGAUAAUACAUAUAAACUGGUCGAUUCCCUACGACUGACCAAUAAUCCAGAUAGUAUCUGUAAUGUUGGUCCUGAUGAAGUAGCUGUAUCUCUGUUUGAGGCUAAAGAAGUUCUGUACAUAUCUGUAAAGGCAGAACUGACAGUGACGAAGUCAUUUCGUACAGGUAACUACUGUAGAGGAAUGGUCUAUGUUGAUGAUAAAUUGUAUGUCUGUUGUGGCAGUACACGAGAUUCAUCUUCCUGGUGUAUUGAAGUGUAUGACAAAGCUGGUCAGCUACAAUUUUCUAUAAGAGAACUAUUUUCCAUUCCAUUGUGUAUCACUGUCACUGAGGAUGGUCAGCAUCUUCUUGUUACCGGCUGGCGCAGUGAUGACGUAACUAUGAUGGAUCUGACUGGUAAUAUAGUCCGCACGUUCGGAAACAGUAAAUUGAAACUACCAAAAGGAAUAUGUAAUGAUAGUAAAUAUCGGACCUUUAUCUGUGGGUACGGUAGUAACACGAUUGUUCAGUUGUCACCGAGGCGUUGGGGUAUAGACGUAAUCCUAACAGAAAAAGAUAGCAUCAACAGCGGCAGUAACACGAAUGUUCAGUUGUCACCGAGGCGUUGGGGUAUAGACGUAAUCCUAACAGAAAAAGAUGGCAUCAACAGCCCAUACGCAAUUUGCUACGAUAGUAAGCGUUCGACACUACUGGUCUUCUGUGAUGAAUCAAGUCAGUUGUCAGCAUUCAGUUUUAAAUAGUCCGUAAAAGUCAAGAGACUGAAACCGCUGAAAAAAUCGGUAACAUUUGUUGACAAUGUACUUCGAUUUAUGAAUAUCAUUAUCAUCAUGUAUUGAUUAUUGUAUUCAAAGGAUUGCUUCUGUGUAGUUUUUAUAUUGAAGUAUUAUCUCGAAACUUUUACCAUCUUAGGGAAUAAAUUUACCUGGCAUUAUUAAG